Glycine soja is the source of this 8024-nucleotide messenger RNA. Its product is annotated as disease resistance-like protein DSC1. The coding region runs from base 1589 to 7870 and encodes 2093 amino acids. Gene Ontology annotation, biological process: defense response; signal transduction. The transcript is spliced from 8 exons. NCBI's taxonomy places the organism in Eukaryota, Viridiplantae, Streptophyta, Magnoliopsida, Fabales, Fabaceae. Gene Ontology annotation, molecular function: ATP hydrolysis activity; ADP binding. The record is from RefSeq and is a predicted model, not a curated record.
UAAAUUGUUUAAGGCCAUUCUUUCGAGUUUCGAUGAAGAUCUCAUCUUUUAGAUACAUUGAAUGCAAAUUUGUGGGUGGCUGUGACCAGAUUAUCCCUUUACGUACUUUGAAGCUGAAGUUAGAAUUGAAACUCGAUGUGAGCACGUUGGUUCUGGAGUGUAGAUUUUGCAAGUUGAUUUACAAAUCUGAAAUUAUUCAAUUUGGAAGCAAGUGCCUAUUUCAAUGUUUUAGAUCUGCUCCUCCCUCCGUGCCCUCAUCUCCCGCCUAUUUCUUGCUGUCAACUCCCACCACCGCCACCCGCGACCUCCCUUCCCCCACGACAACCACUUACCCCCGUUUGGGUCACCGGAACGACGUUUCAUUUUUUCUUUUCUUUUCUUUUUUUGUGGUAUUUUUUUUUCAUAUUUGAGUAAUUGAAGAAAUCAGUAGCAUAACCUUCCGUUUUUUUAUGUAAUCCAUGAAUCAUGGGAGUUUUAAAAUUCUGUUUCUCUUAUUUUUAUAUUUGCAUUUUCUAAUCUUUUAUUAAUAAGAAAACCUGUAAGAAAGAAACAUAGUUAGCACCUGCAUUUUUUCCCGCUGGUCUUUCGCAAAAAUUAGAAGGACAAAAUUUAAGAAUUCAGUUAUACGAAAUUAUGUUAGCAAAUAGAAGUAACAUUGUCCUCGAACAAGUUCCUUUUUUUUGCAUAUGUCUAAGGUAUUUAUGGAGAUUGAUCACCAUUUAGAAAUGCGUCAAAGCAGUAAUGAGAUACAGAAAAUUCUGCCUAUAGCAAUGCAAUUCCUAAAGAAAAGUGAAAAAGUUGAAGAAAAUGAAAAAAAAGAAACUUCUAUAGGAUUCUUUCAGUAACCCGUGAAGAUCUGCAAAUUUAUGAAAAGAAACCUUCCUUAUUUAAUUUACAAUCUGUUUUGGUCUGUUUUAUUCUGGUUCUAAUUGUGCAUUUGUGCAUCUGACUUUUGUUUUUAUUAUUCUUUGCCUCAUUCUUUCUCUGACAUGGCAAUUGCAGAUAUUUUGAAUAUUCGAUCUAUUCUGUAUCUUCCACAACUUUGCUUAUGCAGUUUGACAACUCAUUUGGUUUGGAACGUGAAUGUUGAAAGAGUUUUCUUAUCUACUUGUCAUCAAAGAUGCUUCUAUGAUAUUAUAAAUUGUAUUCCUAAAGGGUAUUGGUGCACUAGAUCAGGACUGAUUUAAUUUGCAAGAAGGGCAUGUGGCCAUACAUUAAGACCGAUUCUGUAAGCAUGGCUGCAUGGGGAUUGGAAAAUGCAGAAUAGAUACAUUUAAAAUAUCGGUAGCUAAUAUUUAAUAGCCAUGUGGCUGUGACAUAAAAAGAAUAAGGUAUACUAUCCUUAAUUAAAAAAGAUUUCCUUGAAUUCCGGAGCCUUAAUUGGAGGCCACAUAUACUAUCCUCGCCAGCUACGCGGUUGCAAAUUUGCAGUUGAUUAGUCAAUGGUAGACAGAAAUCUGAAUCGUUGGAUCUAUUGCCGUAGAAUAUGAAAGAAAAAUCUGUAGAAUAAUUGGGGUAUUCAUUUGUGAUUGUGCAAUUGAAUAGUAAUUACAAUUUGCAAGCCUCCCAGUCCCAGAAAAGAAGUGCAAUGGCGAAACACGUCAUGUCAUCAUCAUGUCCUAAGAAGUACGAUAUUUUCAUCAGCUUCAGAGGUGAGGACAUCCGCACCACGUUCAUUGGCCAUCUUCGUUCUGCUCUCUCUGGACCCAACAUCAAAGCAUACGCGGAUGACCAUGACCUUCAAAAAGGACAAGAGAUUUGGCCGUCACUGUGCCAAGCAAUCCAGGACUCACACUUUGCCAUCGUGGUAUUCUCCGAAAACUAUGCUGAGUCAAAAUGGUGCUUGAAAGAACUGGUGCAAAUACUGCACUGCAGAAAAACUCAGGGAUUGGUAGUCAUACCAGUCUUCUACCAAGUAGAUCCAUCCCACAUAAGGAAGUGUACUGGCACUUACGGGGAAGCAAUCGCAAAACACAAAGACAACCAAUCCGUCCAAGACUGGAAAGCUGCUCUCACUGAAGCUGCCAAUAUAUCUGGAUGGGACACUCGUAGCCGUGACAACAAGAAUGAGUCUCAACUAAUAGAGAAAAUUGUGCUAGAUGUAUCCGAGAAGUUGAGGUCCCCUUUUAAACUAAAAGAAGUAGAAGACUUUGUUCAAAUUGAAAAACAUUGUGGAGAAGUAAAACUGUUGCUGUCCAAAAACCAAGAUCAGUUACAAAAGAAUGUUCAUGUAAUUGGAAUUUGGGGUAUGGGAGGGAUUGGCAAGACAACUAUUGCCAAAGCCUUGUUUUCUCAACUCUUUCCACAAUAUGAUGCUGUCUGCUUCUUACCAAAUGUUAGAGAGGAAUCACAAAGGAUGGGACUAACAUCUUUGUGUGAUAAGCUUCUUUCUAAGCUACUUAAGGAAGGCCAUCAUGAAUAUAAUCUUGCAGGAUCUGAAGACCUUACGAGGAGGCUCGGCAAUAAAAAAGUUUUGAUUGUACUUGAUGAUGUGGAUAGUUUCAGUCAAUUAGAUACGUUGUAUCAACCAUGUAAAUAUGUAGGUCCAGGUAGUAAACUUAUUAUAACAACAAGAGAUAGGCAUUUGCUUAGAAGAAGAGUUGAUGUCACACAUGUCUAUGAGGUCAAGACAUGGAGCAUUGCUGAAUCUCUAGAGCUUUUUAGUGUACAUGCCUUCAAUGAAAGACGUCCUAAAAAGGGAUACGAGGAUCUCUCAAACAGGGCGGUAAACUGUGCAAGGGGAGUUCCAUUAGCUUUAGAAGUUUUGGGUUCUAAUCUUUAUUCCAGAACUACAGAAUUCUGGGAUGAUGAAUUGAACAAACUUGAGAACUAUCGGAAUGACAAUAUUCAAGAUGUCUUACAAGUGAGCUAUGAUGGAUUAGACGACCUAGAGAAGGAAAUAUUUCUAGACAUUGCAUUCUUUUUCAAAGGUGAACAUAAAAAAGAUGUCGUAAGAAUACUAGAUGCUUGUGAUUUCUACCCUACUAGGGGAUUAAAGGUCCUCGAAGAUAAAGCUCUUAUAACUAUUUCACAUUCUGGGAUGAUAGAAAUGCAUGACUUGAUAGAAGAAAUGGGUUUGAAUAUAGUUCGUGGAGAAAGUAAAGAUCCCAGAAACCGUAGUCGAUUGAGUGAUAUAAAAGAAGUUUCUGAUGUACUUGCAAAUAAAAAGGGAAGUGAUUUAAUUGAAGGGAUAAAAUUAGAUUUGUCUUCCAUUGAGGAUUUACACUUGAAUGCUGACACACUCAACAUGAUGACUAAUUUAAGAAUUCUUAGAUUAUACGUUCCUUCAGGUAAGAUAUCAAGAAAUGUGCACCAUUCUGGUGUCCCUAGUAAAUUGUCUGGUAAAUUGAGAUACCUCGAGUGGAAUGGAUUCCAUUUGAAGUCUCUUCCAGUAACUUUUUGUGCUAAGAUGCUUGUUGAGAUUCGAAUGCCGCACAGCCAUGUUACAGAACUUUGGCAGGGGGUGCAGGAUGUUGCGAAUUUAGUGCGAAUUGACUUAAGUGAAUGCAAGCACUUGAAGAAUCUUCCAGAUUUGUCUAAGGCGUCAAAACUUAAAUGGGUGAAUCUUUCUGGUUGUGAAAGUUUGUGUGAUAUUCAUCCAUCUCUUUUUUCUUUUGACACACUUGAAACUUUGAUGCUGGAUGGAUGCAAAAAGCUCAAGGGUCUUAAAAGUGAGAAACAUUUAACAUCUUUGAGGAAGAUCAGUGUCGAUGGCUGCACUAGUCUCAAGGAAUUCUCCUUGUCAUCGGAUUCAAUCACAAGCUUGGAUUUAAGCAGCACAAGAAUUGGAAUGUUAGACUCUACAUUUGAGCGUCUAACAAGUCUUGAGUCACUCAGUGUACACGGUUUGAGAUAUGGUAAUAUACCGGAUGAGAUAUUUUCCCUAAAAGAUCUUCGGGAGCUUAAGAUUUGUAAUUCUAGAGUAGCAAUUGACAAAGAGAAGCUACAUGUGUUAUUUGAUGGGUCAAGAUAUCUACGUCUACUACACUUGAAGGAUUGUUGUAACUUGUGUGAGCUCCCUGACAACAUCGGUGGCUUAUCAAAAUUAAAUGAGCUAAGACUAGAUGGUAGCUGUGUGAAGACAUUGCCAGCUAGCAUCGAGCAUCUCAGAAAACUGAAAACUCUGUCCUUAGAGAAUUGUAGGGAGCUUGGGAGUCUACCAAAGCUUCCACCAUUUAUCACAGAGUUUAAUGCCGCGAACUGCUGGUCAUUGACUACAGUAUCCUCUUUAAACUCUUCUGCAUUGGGAUUGAAAGGGAAGGGCAAAUUCAUUUCAUUCAAGAAUUGUGGUUGGCUGGAUGAACCUUCACUUCAUUGCAUUAUGGAGGGUGCCCUCGAAUUAACCGAGCUUGCGUCGUGUCAAAAUGAGAUUGUAAAAAUCGUAGAUGAAGCCAACACCAAAAAUUGUAAUAAUAAAUCUGUGAAGGUCUGUUUCCCAGGAAGCAAAGUCCCAAGCCAGUUCAAACAUCGAACAACAGACUCCUCAAUCACUAUUGGUCUUCCAUGUUACCGUAAUGGCCGUGUGGGAUUAACUUUGUGUGUGGUUCUUUCACGCUCCCGGGUUGCUGCUAAAAUCUGGUGUCAGUGCUACUUGGCAGAUGGCACUAAGUUGGAACCCGCCACUACGUGGUAUCAUGAAGCUGUCACGGAGUUGAAUUCUGAUCAUGUUUUUAUUUGGUGUGAUUCAAGCCUGUUUAACAGCAUUUUCGAAUCGGGUACACCAUUGGUUUUCUUUGAGUUCUUUGUUACAAAUGAUAAGGGGAAACGCGUGACCAUCGACACCCCAGAGUGUGGGGUCUGCGUAAUGUUUGAUUCAAAAGGUUAUGUGGCAAGUCGUCAAGUGUUGGAACAUAGUGCCAGUGUACUUGGUUUGGAGUUGAAUCACUACAUGGUGCAACAGAGAAGAAGUGCUAUGGCGAAACAAGGCAUGUUGUCAUCAUUGUGUCCUAGAAAGUACCAAGUUUUUAUUAGCUUCAGGGGUGAGGAUGUCCGCACCAGCUUCAUUAGCCAUCUUCGUUCUGCUCUCUCCCGGGACAACAUCAAAGCAUACAUGGAUGACCACAACCUUCAAAAAGGAGACGAGCUUUGGCCCUCAUUGUGCCAAGCAAUUCAGGAUUCAGAGCUUGCCAUCGUCGUAUUCUCCGAACACUAUGCUGCUUCAAAGUGGUGCUUGAAUGAGCUGGUGGAAAUACUGCACUGCAGAAAAUCUCAGGGCCUGGCAGUGAUACCCGUGUUCUACGAAGUGGAUCCAUCACACAUAAGGAAGUAUGAUGGCACUUGCGGUGAAGCAAUCUCAAAAUACGAGACAUAUUUUGGUGACAAAGACAAUGAAUCCAUCCAAAAGUGGAAAGCUGCUCUCGCUGAAGCCGCCCAUAUAUCUGGAUGGGACUCUCAUAGCCGUGAAUACAAGAAUGACUCUCAACUGAUAGAGAAAAUCGUGGUAGAUGUAUCCGAGAAGUUGAGCCAGGGGACCCCUUUUAAACUAAAAGUAGAAGACUUUGUUCAAAUUGAAAAACAUUGUGGAGAAGUCAAAUUGUUGCUGUCCAAAAACCAAGAUCAGUUACAAAAGAAUGUUCAUGUAAUUGGAAUUUGGGGCAUGGGAGGGAUUGGCAAGACAACUAUUGCCAAAGCCUUGUUUUCUCAACUCUUUCCGCAAUAUGAUGCUGUCUGCUUCUUACCAAAUGUUAGAGAGGAAUCAAGAAGAAUUGGACUAACAUCUUUACGUCAUAAGCUACUUUCUGACCUACUUAAGGAAGGUCAUCAUGAGAGGAGGCUCAGCAAUAAAAAAGUUUUGAUUGUACUUGAUGAUGUGGAUAGCUUUGAUCAAUUAGAUGAGUUGUGUGAACCAUGUAACUAUGUAGGUCCAGAUAGUAAAGUUAUUAUAACAACAAGAAAUAGGCACUUACUUAGAGGAAGAGUUGAUGACAGACAUGUCUAUGAGGUCAAGACAUGGAGCUUUGCCGAAUCUCUAGAGCUUUUUAGUUUGCAUGCCUUCAAUGAAAGACGUCCUAAAAAGGGAUACGAGGAUCUCUCAAACAGGGCGGUGAACUGUGCAAGGGGAGUUCCAUUAGCUUUAAAAGUUUUGGGUUCUAAUCUUUAUUCCAGAAGUAUAAAAUUCUGGGACGGUGAAUUGAGCAAACUUGAGAACUAUCGGAAUGACAGUAUUCAAGAUGUGUUACAAGUGAGCUAUGAUGGAUUACAUGACCUAGAGAAGAAAAUAUUUCUAGAUAUUGCAUUUUUUUUUAAAGGUGAACAUAAAGAUGAUGUCAUAAGAAUACUAGAUGCCUGUGAUUUCUACGCUACCAGUGGCAUAGAGGUCCUUGAAGACAAAGCUCUUGUGACUCUUUCAAAUUCUGGGAUGAUACAAAUGCAUGACUUGAUACAAGAAAUGGGUUUGAAUAUAGUUCGUGGGGGCAGUGAAGAUCCCCGAAACCGUAGUCGAUUGCGCGAUAUAGAAGAAGUUUCAGAUGUACUUGAAAAUAAAAAUGGAAGUGAUUUAAUUGAAGGGAUAAAAUUAGAUUUGUCUUCGAUUGAGGAUUUACACUUGAAUGCUGACACAUUCGACAGGAUGACUAAUUUAAGAAUUCUAAGAUUAUACGUCCCUUCUGGUAAGAGAUCAGGAAACGUGCACCAUUCUGGCGUCCUUAGUAAAUUGUCUAGUAAAUUGAGGUAUCUUGAGUGGAAUGGAUGUCGUUUGAAGUCUCUUCCAAAAUCUUUUUGUGGUAAGAUGCUUGUUGAGAUUUGCAUGCCACACAGCCAUGUUACAGAACUUUGGCAGGGGGUGCAGGAUCUUGCAAAUUUAGUGCGAAUUGACUUAAGUGAAUGCAAGCACUUGAAGAAUGUCCCAGACUUGUCCAAGGCGUCAAAACUUAAAUGGGUGAAUCUUUCUGGUUGUGAAAGUCUGUGUGAUAUUCAUCCAUCUGUUUUCUCUCUUGACACACUAGAAACUUCGACACUGGAUGGCUGCAAAAAUGUCAAGAGCCUUAAAAGUGAGAAACAUUUAAGAUCUCUGAAGGAGAUCAGUGUCAUUGGCUGCACUAGUCUGAAGGAAUUCUGGGUGUCAUCGGAUUCAAUCAAAGGCUUGGAUUUAAGCAGCACAGGGAUUGAAAUGUUGGACUCUUCAAUCGGGCGUCUAACAAAGCUCCGGUCACUCAAUGUAGAGGGUUUGAGACAUGGUAAUCUUCCAAAUGAGUUAUUCUCCCUAAAAUGUCUUCGGGAGCUUAGGAUUUGCAAUUGUAGACUAGCAAUUGACAAAGAGAAGCUACAUGUGUUAUUCGACGGCUCAAGAUCUCUAAGAGUACUACACUUGAAGGAUUGUUGCAACCUGAGUGAGCUCCCUGAAAACAUUUGGGGCUUAUCAAAAUUACAUGAGCUAAGACUAGAUGGUAGCCGUGUGAAGACACUGCCAACUACCAUCAAGCAUCUCAAGAGACUGAACACUCUGUCAUUAAAGAAUUGUAGGAUGCUUGAGAGUCUGCCAAAGCUUCCCCCGAAUGUCCUAGAGUUUAUCGCCACGAACUGCAGAUCGUUAAGGACAGUGUCAAUAUCAACUUUAGCAGAUUUUGCAUUGAGGACAGGGAAGGGCAUAAUCGUUUCAUUGCAGAAUUGUAGUAAUUUAUUGGAAUCACCUUCUCUCCACUGCAUUAUGGAGGAUGCUCACUUAGCAACCAAGAGUAUAGUGCUUAAAAAUAUGUUUUUGAAAGAGUUGUUUCGAGGCACAAACACCAGAAUUGAUAACUAUGACUAUGUGAAAAGGCAGUUCAAAUAUCAAACAACACCAUACUCCUUAGUCAUUGUUGAUCUUCCUUCUUCAAAAUCAGACUUUGUGGGAUUUGUUAGAAAUGAUAGUAAUUCUGACUUUGUUUGUUAAGCCUUUCUAAUAUAGGAAGUUAGUUGAUUAGUUAAUAAUGAUGAAAUCAAGUUGUUAGUGAGGGACCAAGAGGCAAAAUACAAUUCAGUCCUUGUACUUUUUGUAUAAAUACAGUUUCAUUGUUCUUUCAAUAAUAAUUUUUCAGAUUCUUUCA